UGGCAGAAAGAGAAGGGCAGGGAGUUGUAAACCCAACGCCUUAACUUGGGACUGCACACGUGUUGUUUUAAACUGGCGGUGAAGCCGCAGCCCGUCUUUUGUUGUGCUACGUUUUUGUAGCAGUUCGUUUCCAAGUGAGACCAGAUACAUGCAAAGACUGUGUAGCUCCUAAAAUUAGCUAAUGGUCACUGCUGGCGGUUGGAGCAUCUGCAAACAUUAUGCCACUGCAUUGCUGACAGACAUUUUUCGACGAAACACAAACUAAGACUACAUUACCCAAGCUUCUCUCUGAGUCUACAAACUCGGGGUUAAAGGGCGAUAAAAGUCAAAGCCGUCUGCUUCUACGGUUGGUAUAUCAAAGAUUAAAAGAAAGUCAUAAUUUUCAGAUUUGAGCAUGGCAUCAGACGGAUCAGGAGUGCUCUCGGAUUCAUCAGAGGAGCCCAGAGAUGAUGGAAUCCCCCUGACAGACACACCCAGUCCAGUGGCAGGGGUCCCAGCUGACCCUAAGAGUGGUGAAGACAACCUUCGAGCCACAGCAGAGUCAGCAGAGCGGGACGAGGAUGGAGUUAAUGUGUGCCAGUUUUUCCUGAUGGGAAAGUGUCAUUUUGGACACAGAUGUCGUUUGUCUCACAGUGAUCCAUCACCAGAUGAUUCAGGGGCUGUGUCUCCUGACCAGGAUGACACGCCAGAUGGAGAAAAGGUGGAAAAACACAAGAAGAAGAAAGGCAAAGUGAACAAAGCAAAAAAGCCAGAAUACAACGAGGGAAAAGAAGUGAAUAAAAAGCCUCGUAUGCGCACAGCUGAUGACGUUAUCUCGCGGAUCCUGUGGGACCCCUCAGUGGAUGCAUCAGAAUUUGUAGUGGGCUAUGUGGAUCGCUUCCUUGGUGUGCUGGAGCGCCCCUUCUGUGACUUCAGCUGGGAUACCAACCCCUGUGACUGUGAUUACUCUGCUGAACUGGCCCUGCCCAGACACAGGAUCCAGUACUUCACCUACAGAGGGCACCGUGUCUGGGACCGCCACAGCAGAACUGACAGGGUGUUUGGCUCCACCGGUCAAUCUCUGGCUCCCCCCUUUGGAAGGGAGGAGGAAGUAAAGGAAAUGAGCACUGAAGUCCAUGAGCACCAACAAGACUUCCUUAAAACAACAGGGGAGCAGCCACCUGCUGUCAGUGGGCAGGAAGAGAGUGAAACAGAAGAGUGUACUCACACUGAGAGCACACAUCUGGAGGAAGAGAAGCAGAAUGAGAUGGAUAUCCACACCCCUGACUCAAGACAAUCAGCUCCAAAGUGUAAAGGAAACGUCUCUCAGGAACAACAGGAAUCACGCAGAGCAUGUGUUGUGGAGGAGGCUGCAAAUAGACUUAAGGCCUCAACAGACAAAAUGUUCUCAACCCAAAAAGAGGGAGUGACUGUAAAAGAGGAGGGAGAGAAAGAGACUUUGGCAGAAUGGCAAGAAAGCUGGGAUGGCAAUGCAGACGAUUUGAAUUCUCUUGGAGCCCUGAACAUUAGCCAGAAUCCAUCAGCACCUCUGGAGCAGAGAGAGGAAAAACGUGGUGGUCGGCCGCCUAAAAAACGACCCACACACUUUGUCACCUUCAGGGCCAACACUCCUGCUAUCCUCUCCUGUUUCCAGCAGCUGCAGGAGGAGAUCACCUCCCUUUUACCAUCUUCUGCCCCUCACUGGAAGACCCUGUCCAGCCUUCAUGUCACUCUCUGCCUCCUGGUGCUACACAGCCCAGCUGAGGUGUCCGCUGCCGGGGAGAUCCUCCGACAGUUUGCCCAUUUGGAUCGCAACCCCCCGGUAGCAGUGACCUUUCCUGUGAAGCUGAAACAUUUCAAUGGGAAGGUACUCUUCCUGAGUCCCCAGCCUCAACUGCACCUCCAGCAGCUCAACAGUGGCCUGCAGGAAGCCUACAGGAAGGAGGGCUGGCUCCACAGGGACUCCUAUAAUCCACGCUACCACCUCACUCUGGCCAAGGUAGAGGACAAGGAGGGAGAGAGGAUUUUUGAUGGGGUGGCUGACCUUAAGGUGGGGAAGGGUUUAAAUUUUGGCCGUCUGCCAGUUAACACCUUACAUCUUUGUGCCAUGGGUCGUUCCAGAGUGGAUGGGUUUUUUGAGACUGUGUGCACAGUAACUCUGCGAUGAUAAAGGAGCCAGCCAUUUCACAUGCACACACUACAAACAUGUAUGCUAUUAUGUGACAUACGGCUAGGUGCAAUACCACUGAUUUGGAUUUGUAUUGGCCAUGCGGGCUUACCUACCGCAUUUUAUGUCUGCAUUAAAUAUUUUUAAGUUCGAAUUUUUUCAGAGAAGGUACACUUUGUUCUGAAGACGUUUAUAAAUGGGCCUAACGGGCUUAAAGUGAAGCUCAAAUCAAAGCUCUGGGACAGUGGCAAACACCCUAUGUUCAAUUCUACUAAACUGUAUGAAGAUGUUAAAUAAUACAAUAGUCCCACUACACUUAAAUUAUAAUAGGUUUUAAAAUGUAUUUUCCUUGAUGAAUGCAUUGAUAAUCCAUUAAGGGUUUACAUUAUAUGUCAUAUUGACAUUUCAAGACGAAAAAUGUAUCCAGCACAUAAUGCAGGGAAUUCAUAACUCAGGCUGAUACGAUACCUCAAGAACUUGCUGAAACCACAGUUGUUUACUUCACCUGGCUGAACAGAAGAAUGUAAAGACUAAACACAGAUUAAUUGCACUUUUGCACAAUUGCACAAAUUUAAAUACUAUAAAAACCCACAUUUGCUAAUUAGACGUCUUUUACAAUUAGAUCUGAAAUGAUUAGCAAAUCAAUUGAUUAGCCAACAGAAAAUUAAUCUGCAACCAUUUUGACCAUUAAUGGAUAUCAACUAAAAUACCAAUAACUGUCUAGUUCUCGUGUUUGUAUUGUAAGGACAUUCUGCUUUACACCAUUUUAUAUUUCAGUAAACUGAAAAUUUGGCCUUUUUCCAUUGUUGGUUAAACUAAAGAGGCAUUUUGUUGGCAUUACCAACAAUCAUUAGUUACAGCCCUGGGCAAAAUGGAUCCCACCGUAUAAAUCAUGAAGAAAUGUCAGUGUAAUCAUCACCUGCUGUAGAUGUGUACAUGUGUCUAAUCAGCCUUCAGGUCCAGGACGAAACACAUAAUUUUAAAGCAUACUUUUCACCUAGUGAAAAUUAUUAUGAAGGAUGUAAUUGCUCACUUUUCAUCAGCUUUGAGUCUUUUGUUUCACUGGGCACGUAGAGUAGAAUACCUACUUCCUUAAAAUACAAAAUUUGCCUCAAGAAGGAUGAUAAUUUUUUUCCCCUCUAUUUAUUAUCUGGUGGGCAGAAUAAGGUGGGCUGGGCCCAACUUUGGCCCACAGACCUGACUUUGGGUAUCUUUGUAUAUGUGUAUAUCUACUGUUUUCCUGCUAUACAGACAGGACAUAUGCACCUAUCACAUAGACAUAUACAGGAUACAUAAAUUGUUUAUGAGGGGAAAAUAUUGUUUUCCUUACAUCCAUGAAUUUACCAAAGUAGUUGUUUUCUGCAGCUCAUAAUUCCAUGAUUUAUACAAUCUGUUCUAUAUGAAUAUUGUGUGGAGAGUGUUCCACAAGAACGAUUACUUUGUAUGAUUUUGCAGUGAAUUAUAACCACUACAUAGUGAAGGAUAUUAAAUAUUGAAUUGGUUAUUUUAAA
Toxotes jaculatrix (banded archerfish) is the source of this 3657-nucleotide messenger RNA. RefSeq names its product leukocyte receptor cluster (LRC) member 9 (gene leng9). The transcript is spliced from 9 exons. Bases 395 to 2146 code for a protein of 583 amino acids. Lineage: Eukaryota; Metazoa; Chordata; Actinopteri; Toxotidae. Gene Ontology annotation, molecular function: metal ion binding. The record is from RefSeq and is a predicted model, not a curated record.